CGGUGUCAAUUGCAGCUGAACUACUCCUACAAAGUACAGAGCCAGUUCCUUACUCCCUUACUGUUCAAGAACCCUAGAAUUGUCUCCUCCCAAUUACUGAAAUUAAAAAUGAAAAUCCACCAUCGCCGGCGAGUUCCCUGGUCGGAAUUACCGUUGGAACUGCUAAUCGCCAUCGCAGAACGUCUUGAAACCCGAGCUGACAUUCUCCAUUUCCGGCGAGUCUGCAAAACAUGGCGAUCAUCCUCCCCUCUUUCACUGCUCACCUCAAAAAACAUCUUAUCGCCUCUCUUCCCACACAAUAUGGGUGGCAACAAAGUGUUAGUGGCAACUUCCAUAUUUCUGGUUCGUUCAGCUGUCAAUCCCAAGCUCUCACCAUGGUUAGUCACCGUUGAGGAGUCAAACCCAGGUAAACUCUGCAUUAGAGUACCCCUUUCUCGUUUAAUUGCUGAAAAUUUGCCUGAAGAUUUUCCUGAAGAUUUGAAUUUAUCUCAAUUUAACGUUUCGGAAUUGGCUAGGUUUUAUACUUAUAAGAUUGUGGAUAAGAAUUCCGACGACUGUAGUAGCGAUUGUGCUGUCAAGUAUUAUGAUGAUCCAGUCCUAAAGCCCCCUUUAAGUAAUAAGGUAGUUUUGUUUGUGAAUCCGAAUUGCAACACUUCGUCCCCGAAAGCUGGUGAUUGUGCUCUUGUAGAGUUGUCUAAUCAUGGUGUUGCAAGGAUUGAAAUUGGGGAAAAUCAUGAUGAAUUUAUACGGUGGGGCAAGUUUGUUUUUGAGGGAAGGCGGAGCAAGUUUGUUGAUAUUGUUAAUUACAAGGGGAGGAUCUAUGCACUUGAUUGUUUUGGUAGGCUGUGGUCAUUGGAUUAUCAUUCGUUAAAGAUGUUGAGCAUUGUAAAGGAAGUGUUGAUUGAUUGUAUGGGAAGCGAUACCAAGAAACGGUUGGCUGUAUCUUGUGGUGAAUUGUAUUUUGUCUAUACUAGACAAGUUAGCAUUGGAUUUCAAACCUUUAAGGUUUAUAAGCUCAAUGAGGAGGAAAAGAAAUGGGAUAUGUUAGAAGGUAUAGGUAAUGAUAGGAUAUUGUUUGUUACUUUUGAUGGUUGCUUUUUUGCCUCGGCCAAGGAUUUUCCAAGGUGGAGAGGCAAUUGCAUUGUAUCACCGAAAGAUAGUUUCUAUCGAUAUCUUUCUAACACGUUCUCAAGUUAUGACAAGGUGUCCGAUUAUAUUAUUGUUUAUCACUUUGAGGGAGGUGGUCGUGGUCCUACUAUGUCCCCUAUAGAUUCUUGUCCAAGCUAUUCCGAGGUCUUAUGGCCACCCCCUUCAUGGCUUUGGACAAAUGCUUGUUUGGUCACAUGUGAAGAAAAAGAUGGAAAAGAUGGUCAAGAAAAAGAAGACGGAGAAGAUGAAGUAGAAGAAGAUGGAGAAGAUGAAGUAGAAGAAGACGGAGAAGAUGAAGUAGAAGAAGACGGAGAAAAGUUGAACAGCGACUCCCCUAGUCAAAUUGCUCCAGAUCUCAUCUCGGAGGAGGAGAUGUCCCCCAACAAUGUGCAGGUUACCAAGGGCACUCAAAAUGUUCUAGAGAACGUUGCUCAUGAAGAGUUCAAGAAUCAAGCCAAUGUUGAUUCAGCUCCAGCAGUGAAUUCUCCUCUUAAGUGUUUUGAAAAGGAUAUCUCACAAUCAAAAUUCCUAGGAGUUGAUGUAAGCUCUCAUUUGGUCCCGAUAUUGCAGAAGAUUUGGACUAAGCAUGGAAACAUAACGGAGGGGCAUGUAGUCACCAGUAAUUACCUCCUUACUUGGGCCUUAGAAUCUCUUGCAAAGAUAAUUAUCAUUCUUCAAAGUGACCCAGGGAGGUCCUUAGAUGACUCCCAAGCUAAAUAUUUGAAGUCAACAAUACGUGACCUUCAGUUAAUGGGAUUUAAACUAGACUGGCUAGUCCCUUUUGUAGAAAAGGCUUUGUUGCUUCACAAAAACAAGGUUAUCAUGGAGCUUGAGAUGGCAAAAUCCAAGCUCCAAACAGAAUUGCGCGAAGUUGAAGGAAAAUUGGCCGAACAAGGAGAGCUUGCCCCGGAGAGCCAAUUGGUCUCGGCUUCACUAUAUUUGAAAGAUGUGCUUAGCUGAAGGACAAUGUUCAGCCCUCUGCCUCUUCUGCUAUAUGGAAUUCGGAGUCAGGAGGCAGGGUUUUCAAGCUGAUAUAUUAGCUACACUCUUGAAGACGCAUCACCAGGUUUUACGUAUGGAUGAAAGUUUUUGUUCCACCGUGUUUUGGUGGUUUUGCAGCAGACCAUGUACAUAUUGAUGUUUAGGAUAAACCUUUAUGUGAUCCUUGUAGUUGCAGGAUUAACUACGGCCUCUGCAGGAAGAAAGUUGUUGUCUAGUACGAGAACCUGCUGACCUUGUUUUUCAUCUUUUGUAAACUGAUUGUCAUGUAUAUAUAAAUCUAAGUAAUCAAUUCAACUCAAUGCAAGUAAAGUAUAUAAAUCCAAGCUAGGGUUGUUUGA
Spinacia oleracea (spinach) is the source of this 2489-nucleotide messenger RNA. Its product is annotated as F-box protein SKIP23. Gene Ontology annotation, molecular function: protein binding. The record is from RefSeq and is a predicted model, not a curated record. Lineage: Eukaryota; Viridiplantae; Streptophyta; Magnoliopsida; Caryophyllales; Amaranthaceae. The coding region runs from base 109 to 2109 and encodes 666 amino acids. The transcript is spliced from 5 exons.